AUGUUAGGUCUUUUCUUGGAAACACACAGUGGAAUUUCUCCGUCUCCAUCCAUAUCAUCACCACAAACUAAUGUGGAAACCACACCUACACCUACACCCCAAUCUACUUUUUCUCGAGAAGAACCAAAUGAAGAAGCACCACAAUUGGAGUCAUUCUCUGAGCCAGUGACGGAUGAUCACAACAGUUCUAAUGAUCACGUGGCGUCAUCGUUACCGUCAACGUCGACUGUGCGUGAAGUUGUUGUUCGAACACCGGGAGUCGGCGUUGUAAGAAAAUUGUCUGCACCGUGUAAUAUAGUUUAUAGGCAAGCUAAUACACCUUCAAAGCCAGGAACACCGAUAAGAACAACAAAGCAAGUCAGGUAAUG
Strongylus vulgaris is the source of this 368-nucleotide messenger RNA. The record is from the annotation of a GenBank genome assembly. Lineage: Eukaryota; Metazoa; Nematoda; Chromadorea; Rhabditida; Strongylidae.